Gaeumannomyces tritici R3-111a-1 is the source of this 1071-nucleotide messenger RNA. RefSeq lists its product as hypothetical. Gene Ontology annotation, biological process: regulation of lipid metabolic process. Gene Ontology annotation, cellular component: mitochondrion. The transcript is spliced from 2 exons. The coding region runs from base 256 to 900 and encodes 214 amino acids. NCBI's taxonomy places the organism in Eukaryota, Fungi, Ascomycota, Sordariomycetes, Magnaporthales, Magnaporthaceae. The record is from RefSeq and is a predicted model, not a curated record.
CUCAAAAACAUGCCGACGACUACACCCGAGACUGAGCUGCCCAGAGAAUCGACACAGCGGCAACUAGAUAAUAUCAAGUUGUCCGUCCCUUGACAGUCAAUUGACCAAAAUUCCUUGUGUGUGCGCCAAUACGGCGGCUCGGUGGGUGCCAAGAUUUGCGGGCAAGAAAGCAACGGUCCUUGCGCCGCCGAAAAGCCACCACAAGCCCUUGGCACCUCGUCCACGCCGGGCUCCUCGGUUCGUCGCCCGCGAACCAUGGUCGCCCUUCCGUUGUUCAAGCUCGGCGCGCUCUUUCUCAAGCACGUCUCCAAAUAUGGCGCCAACCGGAUAAAGAUCCAGGCCCAUGACCACCCAAGGUUCCGAAAGUUCGCGGCGCGCUAUGGCCAAGUGAUACACCAGAUAAACAUGCGGCUCUCGGUCGCGAGCCUGAGGAACGUCGAGGCCGAGAUGAAGGCCAAGGAGCUGGCCGAGACCCCCACCGUCAAGACCAAGGAGCAGACGGAGAAGGAGGAGAGGGCCAGGGCAGCCGGACCCGCCAGCCGGUUCCGGAGCGUUUGGAAGCGCCGGUUUAGGCCGCUGCCCGAGGCCAAGGCCGUCGACCUGUUCGCCGACGUGCUCGGCGACACCUUCAUCCUGCUCAUCGCCAGCGCCCUCCUCAUCUACGAGUACCAGCGCGCCGCCCAGAAGCCCGACACCAACCUCGAGAGGAUACAGGAGCUCGACGGGCAGCUCGAGGAGCUGCGCAGGCGCGAGGAGGAGCGAGAGCGCAACGAGAGCGCCCAGGCCAGCAGGAUCCUCGCUCUAGAGGAGGCGCUGCGGAACUACAAGGACCCCAAGACGAAGCUUCCUCUACUCCCGUCACCGUUGCCACCAGCACCAGCGGCUGAAUCGGUGCCAUGAUCUCGACUAGCUGCCGCAGGUGACCUAUUUCCUCGGCUCAUUAUCUCGAUCUAAGGGGCUAGCGUAGAAUUUUGUCCCAAGCUGGAAUCUCCUCUUGCAUAUAUAAAACCAUACGAUAUCCCGCUCCUUCUUAGCCCGCUCCAACAACAUGCAGUAUAUAUCCAUGCCACA